UCCCCUCUUCUGCAGGGAAGGCCUGGGGUGCCUGCUUCCAGGCGGCGCUCAUACCCUGUCUCUGAUCUCAAGCCGACUGGUUAGACCUUUGUCCCUGACAAAAGUCCACCACGUGUUUGAGAGUCACUGUUGGGAUCUCAUUGGUGGACCUGAUGUCCUGACAUACUUGCUGGACUGUGAGUUUCGGGUAGAACUGAAGUCAACCUUGGGAGCUUCUAGUUUUGCUAAUCUGUUAUGAUGAUUUCUUUUUUUAAGAAAUUUAUUAUGAAAAUUUUUGACCACAUAAAAAUUAAGAGAGGAAUGUAAUGAACCCUUAUGCCCUCAUCAUAGCCAGUCCUCACUUUAUCGUGUCUGUCUUCCUACCCUCCACCUUCUCUCUCAGCCCCAAUUAUUUUGAAGCCAAUCCCUGACAUCAUGAACUUAACCUAUAAACAAUCUGUAAGUACUUCACUGGGUGUCUCUAGAAGGUAAAAACCUUUAAAACAUAACUACGAUGUCACUGUCCCACAGAGAGAUCACUAUUAAUGCCUUAGUAUUAUCAGACUCUUUGUGUAAUGAUUUCCCGCUGUCCCGAUAGCAGCCACAACCAGUGAUUCGCAGCUGGGACUGUCUGCCCAUCCACAGCUCAGAAGCUGACAGUGGGAGCAGGUAACUGUCAUAAGAAGUUACCUCUGUUUGUUUACCUACAGUUUUUUUCCUUAUUAAUACAGUAUUUAUUUGUCUUCCCUCCGUCAAACCCUGAGCCAACCGCUUUCCCCAGGCUGCCUGGGGAGGUAUAGGAAAAGGAACAUACAGGGCAGACAAGACACGGAAGAAAACCCUAUGGGAGGUGGAGACGGCUCCUUCACAUGGCGAAGAGGAUGAGAAAGGCCACCAUCAGGCAAAAGAGCCCCAUGGCCUCCGAGAGGGCAGAGCCCAGAAUGGCGUAGGAGAGCUGUUGCUUCCGAGAGGGAUUCCUGGCAUAACCAGUGAUGAGGCUCCCAGACACAGUCCCAGUUCCAGCCCCAGAGCCCGCCACCCCCACCGUGGCAGCCCCAGCCCCCGUGACCUCGGCUGCUGUGUCGGUGUCCCUCGAAAUGGCGCUGCCUCGGGAGCUGCGGCUCAGGAUGAGUGAGGUCAGGGGACGUGGGGCUGCCCAGCCGCGGCUCCCGUCUGUCAGAGUCUCUGGUGGUUUUAGCACCACUGCAGACAGCGAUGGGCUCAACAGCUGAGAGUCUGUCCCGACCAAGGCCGGGGUGGAGACGAGCUGAGCAAGUGUCUGGCAUCCCUGCCUCAAAGCUGGUGGAAGCUCAUGGCUCCUUUGCCUCCGCCACGUGCACUGUCUGCCAGAGGCCGUCUCCAGGGAAGGACAUUUGGGCUGAUGUGACAGAGGACAGGAUCCCCCGCUGCCCAGUCUGCACUGGCAUCGUGAAACCCGACGUCGUGUUCUUUGGGGAGGCGCUUCCCCAGAGAUUCCUGCUGCAUGUGCUUGAUUUCCCCAUGGCCGAUCUGCUGCUCAUCCUGGGGACCUCCCUGGAGGUAGAACCUUUUGCCAGCUUGUCUGAGGCUGUGCAGCGCUCAGUGCCCCGACUGCUCAUCAACCGGGACUUGGUGGGGCCCUUUGCUUGGCGUCCUCGCAGCAGGGAUGUGGUCCAGCUGGGGGAUGUGGUUCACGGCGUGGAAAGACUGGCGGAGCUUCUGGGCUGGACACAAGAGUUGCAGGACCUCAUCCAGCAGGAAACGGAAAAGAUAUCGUGGCUACUGUUUUUCCUAGCUGUCCACUCCAGAGUUUGGCUCUAACGGCUAAGAUGGAGGCUGGUAUCACUCCUUGUCUUACUCUUGAUGGACAGGACAAAUAGGGGGAUGGCUGGUCCUGCCACCCCUCCUGGGACCAGGAAUGGUUCCAAGGAGUCACUGCCCACCUCUGAGGGAACAGUUUUGGCUGAACCAGAACCCGCAGCCUGAGGAAGAGUGGGAGGCGGCCUGCGUCCUGAGCACCGUGCUGGUGGGUCGUGUCCUGCUCAAGCUGUGGGCCACUCUGGUCACAGGUGUCCAGCUGCCCGGCACCUUCCUGCUGUUUGACUCUUCGGUCUGCUGAAGCUCUUGGUGCCGAACAAGAGCUUUCUUCUGACAGUGACCCCUUGAACUCAGAUGGACCAGCGGGAAGCCCAGAGUGAAUCUGCUGUGUGUCCAUCUGAAGGGCGGGCACAGCAUCUCUGUCCGUUAGAAAGACGGUCUUGGGCCGAGUGGUCACAGCCACUCCCAAGGCACGGUCCUGGGUCCCAAGUAAUGUAAUAGGGUCCUGUAGCAUGUUGGCCUCCUUAGUAGGGUUUUUACAUAGAGAAACUGUUCAUUUCUGGCAUGAAAUAAACUCUUUGGUCUCAAAGGGAAUGCAGGUAUUGACAAUGGAUGUGGAAAGGGGACCUUGUGCGUGCAUGGACAUUCCCCCCUCUGGAAUAACCCAAGGACGGAGAACAUGCCCCUGGAUUCACCUAGGAGAGGGGCCUAGUGUCGUUUCCCACGGAGCCCCAGAACCCCUCUCUGAAGGGCAUCAUGCCUUGUUCACUCCACCCUGAUGCCUCUCGCCUCAACCUCUCCCCCAGAAAGUCCUCUGCUCCGGUAGCCAUCAGCCCCCUGUCCGCACUCUCCCCCACCAGGCCUUCCCAGUAAUGCCCCCAGGACUAACUUCUAUGUUAUGGAAGGCAUUCCUCACUUAGAAACCUCGGCUGACCUCUGGCCCGCCCUGUACUCAGCCCAUACUUCCUGUGCCUGCACAGGCCCCUGCUGCUGGGGUUGCCCCAAGGCCCAGCUUGGACAGCACCGCCCAGGCACACCUUCCUGAUCUCUGGCUCCUACCCUGUGGGUGGUCCCUCCUUCCAGGCAUCGUUUCCCCACUUGUGGCACAUUUAACAGACAGACUCCUCAGAGGGGUUCUGGUAGCCUCAAGAACAGAAGACAUGACUAAUGAUCUAGGAAAAGGGCCAAAUUCUGAAAAGAAUGAAAUUAAUUUCUCACGCACAUGCUCUUGCUUGAAACUCUUUAUUCCAAGAUGAUGUUUCUGCGAUGCUUUGUGGACGUGAUAGAAAUCCAAACUUAGGCUUUUACGAGGUGCACUUCCCUUCAUGUAUUUAUGGUCUACGCCAGUGGGAAGGUCAGGACGCCACUGUCACAAUCAGUGAGAGCUUGGGUGCCGUGAAUACUACAGCAGACAGCUGAGCGAGGACCAAGGAUACAUAAGAGGCUACCAGUCCUGAGCUCAGUGGGGACAGAAACAGUAGAGCAUACCUUGGAAGUAUGUUUCUGACAUUAGUAUACACAGUUCUAGCAAGUUCUUUUCCUGUGAAUUGCGGCGCUUUCUUGACGUGGAAGCCCUGGGCAAGCAUGCCAGAGCUGGACAUGCUUGCAUGUGCCCAUGCUCGGCCUCUGCCCCCAAGCAGCGGCCUCUGCACACAUCCUCUUGGCACACACACAAGACGACUUCAUCUGAGGAAAUCAAGGCUGAGUUUCCAGAGUUGCAGAGGAAAAGGCCCUCACAGUCCUAAAGAUAAGAGACUGGACCAGAGACAAAUCAUUAACAGAACUUUGGAAGUAGAGAGAGAGGGGUCUCCAAGGUGGAGAGAGGGACAUGGCUUCCCCGGGUCACAGUCCCAAGGACAUCUCUGGAAGCAGCACCAGUUCUGAAGGGGGAACAGAAGACUGCUGUCCUCAGUCGGGGUCUGAGUCAGCUUCCGAGGAGAGCUGCCCCUCCAUGGUCUCACAAAUGGCAUCCUGCAGGGUUGUCAGCUGACCCCGGGGACUCAUCCCCAUGGGCUGGAUGACUCUGUGCCUGUGAGUGAAAAGUAUGGUGAGGCUGGGGAAGGGGCCUGGUGGGGCGGGGGGAGAGGGCAGAAAUCCUGUUCACCCCUGACUACUUCUUGUGCUCCACCAGGCUGCUUCUGUUUACUGAGGAAUCCCAACUGCUACCUGGUGGUUUUGGGACCUUAUGCCGUCUCUUAAUUUCUCUAGAUCUCAAUUUUCAUCAUCUGUGAAAUAAACAUAAUACAAUCUCAAGUCUAA
This is a messenger RNA of Ailuropoda melanoleuca (giant panda), 4035 nucleotides long. It is a transcript of the gene SIRT3, whose product is annotated as sirtuin 3. Gene Ontology annotation, cellular component: nucleus. NCBI's taxonomy places the organism in Eukaryota, Metazoa, Chordata, Mammalia, Carnivora, Ursidae. Bases 1195 to 1779 code for a protein of 194 amino acids. Gene Ontology annotation, molecular function: histone deacetylase activity, NAD-dependent; NAD+ binding. The record is from RefSeq and is a predicted model, not a curated record. The transcript has 6 exons.